This is a messenger RNA of Striga asiatica, 1996 nucleotides long. The record is from the annotation of a GenBank genome assembly. Lineage: Eukaryota; Viridiplantae; Streptophyta; Magnoliopsida; Lamiales; Orobanchaceae.
GCUUGACAGAUAAUAAACAUUAAACAGUAAAGAAAAAACAGUGCAAAAAGGGUGGAUAACUCAUAACAGUCCCAACGAGAAGGCAGCAAUGGGACUUCAAUCCUUUACUGUCAAGCUCUCUCCAUUUUCCAUCCUCAAACCCCUCUGUAAAACACCCAAACUUCAACGAACCCUAUUUCACCCGUCAUGCCACAGUUUCCAUAACCACCACUACAGCGGCCGGCUGCCGUUUCUCCGUCGAGCGCUUUCUUCAACCGCCGCCGCCACUCUUCAUCCCACUACUACUACCGCCGGCUCCGUCACCGAUAUCACCGAUGAAACAAAAGCUGUGAAGGCGCCUCAAUGGAAAGCGGCCAUAGAUUUCAAGUGGAUUAGGGAUAACAAGGACGCAGUUGCCGCCAACAUCAGGAACCGCAACUCCAAUGCUAAUCUUGACCUUGUUCUUCAGCUUUAUGAUAAAGUACUGAAUCUUCAGAAGGAAGUUGAAAAGCUACGUGCGGAGAGAAAUGCCGUUGCGAACAAGAUGAAGGGUAAACUUGAACCAGCUGAGCGGCAGAAACUCAUUGAAGAAGGUAAGAUUCUCAAGGAUAAGCUUGUUACCCUUGAAGAGGACUUACUCAAACUGACAGAUAAACUCCAGCAGGAAGCACAAUCUGUGCCAAAUAUGACUCAUCCAGAUGCUCCUGUUGGUGGGGAAAAUUGUUCUGCUGUGAGAAAACAGUUUGGUAAACCCAGAGAGUUUAGCUUCUCGAUAAAGGAUCACGUCCAGCUUGGAAAGGACCUGGAUCUGUUCGAUUUUGAUGCUGCUGCAGAGGUUAGCGGGUCCAAAUUUUAUUACUUGAAAAAUGAAGCAGUUAUGUUAGAGCUGGCCCUUGUAAACUGGGCUGUUUCGGAGGUAAUGAAAAGGGGUUUUGUACCACUUACCACGCCAGAAAUAGUGCGAUCAUCUGUGGUGGAAAAAUGUGGUUUUCAACCACGCGGAACUAACACUCAGGUAUAUUCCAUUGAUAGCAGCGAUCAAUGCCUCAUUGGUACAGCUGAGAUUCCAGUAGGUGGAAUCCAUAUGGACUCCAUUCUUGAUGAGUCAUCACUGCCUCUAAAGUAUGUAGCUCUUUCCCAUUGCUUUAGAACAGAAGCUGGUGCGGCUGGCGCUGCAACAAGAACUAUGGACAUGGCGACAGAGGAUUUAGGUGCACCAGCUUAUCGUAAAUUUGACGUGGAGGCCUGGAUGCCCGGUUUGGGAAGAUAUGGUGAGAUCUCGAGCGCCUCUAAUUGUACAGACUACCAAAGUCGACGGCUAGGUAUUCGAUACCGACCCGAACCAUCGAACUCAAAUGUUCCUAAAAAGGGUAAGGGUAGUUCUGCCCCUACUCGGUUCAUCCAUACACUAAAUGCAACAGCGUGUGCAGUUCCGAGAAUGAUCAUUUGCUUGCUUGAAAAUUACCAGCAAGAGGAUGGUUCUGUUGCUAUACCUGAUCCAUUGAGGCCAUUCAUGGGUGGCAUUGAGAUUAUUGCCCCUAAAUAUAAAUUCAAUUUGCUGCUUGGGGUCGUACCUAACACAGAUGCUAAACAAGCUGCUUGUGAGCAGCUAGAACUCGGCUUCGAGCUUGAGUUUGGUUCUCGUACCCCUAUUACUCGGUACCCAUCCAGCCUCAUGGGAUACAUUAGGUGCUUGGAUGGAGUUCAGUGGAGGAAUUCAAAGCCUAUAGCUGGCGUUUGGAAUUGCUCUUUUACCACAUCCACAAUUCCCUCAUCUUCCUCUUGCAUUGCGACCACAAUUCUCUCAUCUUCCUCCUCUGAUGUUACUGCCACUGAGCCACCCCGUCAUCUCAGAUCUCCUUCUCUUUCCCAUGCACGGCCCACCCAUUUUUACCCAAAAUCUAACGUACACCACCGCCAACGUCUUGGGGCGCUAUUCGUUAGGGUUGCGGUGGUGCUGGUUCACGCCGUCGUGUGGAGGACCGACGAUUUGGUCGCCGACGAGGAGGGUUUGUAA